AUGAACAACCAGAAUUUUAAUUUAACUGAACAAAAGCAAAUAAACGGAGAUAAAGAUUACUUUUACAAAGACUUGUCCUUAAAGAGACAAAGAUGUGAAAGUAAAGAUUCGUCUUCAGAAGAAGACCAAUCGAUGAAGACAACAUUCACUGGAUUUUCAGAGUGUUCUAUGGAGCAAGGAGAGACCGAGACAAAAAUCAAUCAACCUACUAUUCAUAAUGAUGCUGUGUCGGUAGCAAUGCAAAUGACACACGAACCCGAUAUAUCUACUGUUCCUGAUUUAUCGCAGGUUCUUGUGAUAUAUACGGGUGGUACUAUCGGCAUGAAAAAUACUUAUCUUAAUGGAUAUAUUCCUGCGCCAAAUUAUUUUACAAAUACUUUGGCGGAAAUGUCCCGAUUUCAUGAUCAGGAAUACUUUGAUAAGACCCUGAAACAGUAUGAUCUGAACAAUGAGGAUGAAGAGUCUCAGUAUACUACCAAAAUUUUUAUUAAAGAUUAUUGGGGUAUUGAAGAGUCAGGAAUAUUAAGUAUUUCGAGUAGAAUUUUAGUGACUCCACCUUCUUUUCAAGGAAAGAGGAUAAAAUAUUCCAUAGUUGAAUAUGAACCAUUAUUGGAUUCAUGUAAUAUGAUAAGUGAUGACUGGGUUAGAAUUGCUACUGACAUUGAGCUAAACUAUCAAUCAUUUGAUGCUUUUAUAAUUUUACACGGAACUGAUACUAUGGCUUAUACUGCUAGUGCACUUAGUUUUCUGUUGGAGAAUUUGGGAAAGACUGUAAUUUUAACUGGUUCUCAGGUUCCGAUAUCUGAAGUUCGAAAUGAUGCCGUCGAGAAUUUACUCGGUGCGCUUACGAUUGCCGGUCAUUACGUAAUUCCCGAGGUUUGUUUAUUCUUCAACAACAAACUAUUUCGUGGCAACAGAGCCGUCAAAAUGAACGCUGUAGAAUUUAAUGCAUUUGACUCGCCAAAUUUGUCUCCAUUGGCUACAGUUGGAAUAAAUAUUCAUGUAAAUUGGGGUGAAAUUGUUCGUCCUUCGGCAAUUUCAAAAUUUCUUGUACACAAGAAUUUAAAUCGAAAUGUAAGCAAUCUACGAUUAUUCCCGGGUAUAACAGAGUCCACCGUACGUGCCCUAUUAGCCCCACCAAUUGAAGGUGUAAUAUUGGAAACCUACGGUGCUGGAAAUGCGCCAGAUACUCGGGACGAUAUUAUGCGUACUUUGAAUGAAGCCGCAGCCCGAGGCAUUGUGAUUGUUAAUUGUACGCAAUGCAAAAAGGGAACUGUAACCGAUAUUUAUGCUACUGGCAAAGCGUUGGCUAAAGUUGGUGUUGUGCCGGGUAAUGAUAUGACUCCUGAGUGUGCUCUUGUGAAACUCUCAUACUUACUUGGUUAUCGGAAUGAGUUAGGCGAAAAAUAUUCUCCAGACGCUGUUAGAGUGUUGAUGACUAAAAAUAUGAGGGGUGAACUUACGGUUUUGGCGCCAAAACCACGAUAUACAUUUCAUAAUCGAACUCAUAAAAUUAUUCAAAAUAUGAUAGCUGCUGCUGUGGAUUCUAGACAAGGCUCGCUAGAUUCCGCGUUAAUGAUAAACGUUCAAGAAAAAGUCUUAUUAGAAAAAUCUUUAUAUCCAAUUCUGUUAUGUUCAGCAGCUGGAACAGACGAUUUAGAAGGAUUACAACUACUGUGGGAUAGUUAUGACGGAUUGGUUUUAAAUUGCAUCGAUUACGAUGGUAGAACUCCAUUGCACAUCGCAUGUACUGGAGGCUAUCAUAAAAUUGUAAGGUUCCUAUUAGAACACGGCGCAUCUGUCCAUAUGCGUGAUAGAUUUGGACAUACUCCGUUAUAUGAAGCUGCAAGGAAUAAACGUCGAGAUGUGAUUAAUAUAUUGAGGGAGGCUGGUGCGCAUUUUAACGAAUCCGAACUUGACGAUGUGAUGUUCCAAGUUUUAUCAGCUGCUGCAAAAGGUGAUCAAGAACUAUUGAACCAUUUUGUAGAUGCUGGUAUGGAUAUAAAUAAAACUGGAUUUGAUCAUAGAACUGCAUUACAUCAUGCUGUUGCUGAAGGUCGUGUUAGUACCGUGCAAUAUUUAUUGUCAUUACCGCAGAUUAAGGUCGAAACUAAGGACAGGUGGGGUAGGAAACCUAUUGAUGAUGCAGAAACAAAUUUAGGACGUAUGUGGGGGCGAGAUGGUAAUAGAAUGAAAGAAUUAGAAGAGAUUUAUAUUUUAAUAUUGUAUAAUGCAGAAGGUUUUGAAAGAUACUAA
Dentiscutata erythropus is the source of this 2256-nucleotide messenger RNA. The record is from the annotation of a GenBank genome assembly. Lineage: Eukaryota; Fungi; Glomeromycota; Glomeromycetes; Diversisporales; Gigasporaceae.